Messenger RNA from Sordaria macrospora k-hell, 1440 nucleotides. RefSeq lists its product as uncharacterized. The record is from RefSeq and is a predicted model, not a curated record. Lineage: Eukaryota; Fungi; Ascomycota; Sordariomycetes; Sordariales; Sordariaceae.
AUGACGGGAAUGGAACGAACAAGAGAGGCCUUCCACCUCAUGACCACCAAUAAGGUCCCGAAACUGAGGCGGAAACUUCAAAAAUCUGUCUCCAAGUCAAAACGCACCGACGAACCGAGGAGGGUGGUAUCAGACACAUACAGCAAGAGAAAAUCCUCAAAACACCACAUCACCACUGCCGACAUCAGCAGUCCCAUCACAGCUACACCACCGCUUUUACCUCCUGUGACAGUAACACCAGGAAUCAGGGAGCCGGAAUGGUCAGAAUACCUAUGGCACUCUCCUCCGCGGACACCUCCUCGGCCUCGACGGUACGACAGGAACCAACAGCCACAGACACAACCAGAACCCAAAGAAGAUAUCCCAAACCCCGAUUCACCCGUCAGGAUCAUUCCCGAGCUCUCCCACCUCGCCAUCAGCGAUGCCGACCGCCGGGCAUCUAUGAGCAGUGGUGAUCCCUCGUCCCCGGUCUCUCAAGGCUCACCAAGACGCUGUGCAAAGACACCCAUCUCCUUCAUCGGCCAACUAGAAAGUGGAAACAUUCCCCGGCCACGAAACGCUCUAGCAGACGAGAAGCGGUCCAGCGUUGCACAAAUCGCCGAGGAAUCUCGCGCCCUUCUGGAAUCUCGCAACUCCUCCAUCUUCUCCCACGCCCGCUCAGACCCGACAUAUUCCAGAGAGCAGCUGAGGAGACAACAAACCACCUCAUCCUCACGACGGGCCCAGUCCCAACCACCAAUUUCACGAAUGAACACCACUCGCAACCGUCAGGUUUCAGUCGGGAACGGAAAUGGCCACCGCAACAGCCACACCGGCAUUCACAAUUUGGAGCUCGCUCCUUCAGCACUCAACAUCUCCCCUCGACUCUCCUCUUUCACAAAACCACCAACAACGCCCAAAACUCCUUUACGACCGCAACCCUCGCCGAGAUCAGACAACGGCACGCUAGUAUCCUUCGACGAUGAAACCGUUUACUUCAAACCCGACUUCGCCUCCCUUCAUUCGCCCUCAAUCUCCGACUUCCCUCUACCAUCACCUACUCCGGCACCAAUAAUCCAGAAAGAUCUCUCCCUACAAAUUUGUCUCGACCUUUUGACCAGAGACCUAUCAGCGCAUUUGAUGCCCGGUUUGAGACAUCGACAAAACCGGAACUCGACGGGGGGGAAGAAGGAGGAGAAGUUGUCGACGGAGACGUCAGCUCUUCAAGUGUGGGUGAUGAUUGAGGGGUAUGAGAAACUCCGGGAAGAGUUGCUCCAGGAAGGGAAGUUUGGGGAGGUGGAUGGGCAGCAGAAGGAGGCGGUGAAAGCCAUGUUGGAGACGUGGUUGAGUGCGUUGUAUAAGAUUUAUGAUGAGUUGAGUGAGGAGGCUUUCGAGGUUAGGGAUGAUAACGGGAGUGAGUGUAAUUAUAGUGGGGAUGAGGAUGGGUAUGUUUCUGAGUAG